AUGGAGCAAAUCGGAGCAGCUCUCCAGCAGACUCUGGAGCCGGAUGCUGCGAUUCGCAAGCGUGGAGAAGAAGCGCUCCGCUCGCUGCAAUCAAAUCCAGGCUAUAUCAUUCAAAUUCUUCAACUGGUGGUCAACGAACAGCAACAAAUUGCUCCGCAGAUCCGAAUCGCCGCGGCUGUCGCUUUGAAAAAUUUUGUGAAGAGAAAUUGGGGCCCGGCACCAGAGGUAGAAAUGGGCCAGGAAGACGAGGAGCAGUUCAGAAGCAUGCUUCUCGAAGCGAUGUUCAAUACAAAAUCAAAUGUUCAGGAAAUCCUGUCCAAUGCUCUGUAUCUCAUCGCUCAGAGAGAUUUUCCCGAAAAAUGGCCAGAUUUGGUUCCAUAUUUGUCGAAAUUCCUGAACGGAGCGGAUCUCAAUCACCUGGUGGCCUCGCUGGCGUCGAUGGAGCAGAUUUUCCGCAAAUUCCGAUUCGAAUCCAAGUCAGCAGAGCUUUGGAAAGAGCUGAAGAAGUGUCUACUGAGCACCCAAGAGCCUCUAACUCUGUUGCUACGGAACAUGAUGGAGGUGGGACAGCGGAAGGAUCAACUCGGAGCCGACGAGAUCGCCCAAUGGCUCCGAGUCUUACUUCUCAUUGCAAAAGUCUACCAUUCUCUGUGCUCACAGGAGAUUCCGGAAUACUUCGAGGAUCAUCUCAAGGACUGGAUGCCACACUUCUUGCAUCUCGUGCAAAUCGACGCGCCGACGCAGACCUCCAACUCGGGAGAACCUACAACUCUGGACGAGCUUAAGCACGAGAUCUGUGAGAUCUUCACGCUCUACUCGCAACGCUACGAGGAGGAGAUCUCCGAGUUCGUGCCCGACAUCAUCCUUGCCGUCUGGAAUCUGCUCAAGUCUACCGGCCCCGACACUCGAUACGAUACGAUGGUGUGCGCCGCGCUGGAAUUUCUGUCGAUGGUCAGCCAGCGACAGUACUACGAGGGACACUUCACUGGUGAAGGCGUUCUGAAGACUCUCGCCGAGAACGUGUGCGUUCAGAACCUUCUGCUUCGUCAACAGGAUAUGGAACUGUUCGAGGAUGAGCCACUGGAUUAUAUGAAGCGAGACAUCGAGGGUACCGAUGUAGGAACUCGACGCCGUGGAGCCAUCGAUCUUGCGCGAGGUCUCUGCCGAAGAUUCGAGGCGCAAAUGCUUCCAUGUCUGGGGGAGAUCGUGCAGAACCUGCUGGGAAGUGGUGAUUGGAUCAAGAUCGACAUUGUCUACUCGCUGAUCACGGCGAUCGCGGUGAAGACGGAGACUGCUAAGAGUGGAGUAACGGCGACGAACCCGCUGGUGGACAUCAACGACUUCUUCAUCACACAAGUGGCCACACAUCUCAACGCCGAUGUCAAUCAAACUCCGAUCCUUAAAGCUGAUGCACUGAAGUUUGCGGUCACUUUCAGGAAACAGCUGGCUCCAGAGCACCUUAUGACUGCGAUCAAGUCGGCGGACGCUCUUCUCAGCUCGAAUACUCCGAUUCUGCACAAGUACGCAGCUUACGCUAUUGAAAAGAUCCUUCUCGCUGAUUCCAACAAAAUCUUCUCGGCUCAAAAUCUUCCAGUCUCCUCGAUCCUUCAGAACCUUGUCACCGCGUUCGACAAGGAUGCCAAAGCGCAAAACUCGCCGUAUCUGAUCAAGGCGAUUUUGAGGAUCAUUGUGAUUCUCGAUGACGACACGAUUCGGCAUGCGGACGCGAUUGCGGUCAAGCUCGCACAGUUGGUCGAGUCGGCGACGAAAAAUCCGGCGGAUUCGGUGCACACGCACUUUUUGUUUGAGACGAUUUGUGUGUUGAUCACCAAGACCCGAACAAUCGGCGCCUCACUGGAUGCUCAACUCCUUCCACUGAUCGAAGUGAUCUUCCGCGAGGAUUUGGAAGAUCUCAUCCCAUAUGCUCUCCAAAUCACGGGAGUUCUCGUCUCCUCAUGUAUCGCUAGAAACUCAUCGAUCGAUCAAUUCUCACCGUUCCUUCCGUUUCUGCUAUCCGAACGUCUUUGGGCGAGAUCAGCGAAUGUUCCAGCGGCACUUUCGGUUCUCGAAGUGAUCCUUUCCGUGAAUGCUCAGCGAGUCGUCUCGGAGAAUUCUGGGUUGAUCUUGAGCCAUUUGGCGCGGCUUUUGGGCUCGAAAACCUUGGAUCAAUACGGUUUCCAGUUGGCGGCGACGAUUCUUCCGUCGAUUGAGCACUUCGAGGGUUCCGCGAUGACAUUUGUGCUCAAUACAAUGUUUCGAAGAGUUCAAUCGUCGAAGACACCCAAGUUUAUGAAGCUAUUCAUCGUGUUCUUGUGUCGAUUUACGAUCGCCCGGAGUGCACAGGAUCUUGUUCAAUCGUGUGAGAAUAUUCAGACUGGCAUGUUCGGAAUGCUCAUCGAGAAGGUCGUAUGCAUUGAUUUGCCAGGUCUGAAACAAACGACAACGGGGCCUGAGAAACGGAUUAUUGCCAUUGGAAUGGGCAAUUUGCUAGCCGAUGUCACGCAGCAGCUUGUUGGUCAAUACGGAAUUCUGUCAUACGAGGUGGCAAUGCUGCUGGAAGCUGCUUCAGCCUCCGAUCGAGCCGUCCUAUCACCAGAAGAAGAGCAAGCUUCAAUGUACAACGCCGAGGGAGAAUUUGUGAACCCAUUCUGUCGUCUGAGUUACGCUCCCAAGCAACCGCCCGUCGCCGCCAACAUCGCCAACCACAAGGCCUACUUUGCGCAGGCCGUUCUUGUCCGUGGACCCGGAAAUUGUCCAGAGACACUUCGUUCUGUACCGCCCGAGAUUGUCACCUAUUUGCAGUCUAUUCAGCAAUAAUUUCCCCGAUAUUUAUAUUUUUUCAAUUGUUUAUUAUCUUUUUUUUUCUCUGCUGCUGCCCGAUUACUCGCUCUUUCUCUCUAAAAAAAAUCCCCCGUUGUUAACUUUUUUGUCUUAAAUUUCAAAUUUCUCACUUUCCAUCUCUGAUUAGUUUACGGUUGUCGAAGCCCCGCUUCUUCUUCUUCUUAUCUCACAUCUGCCCCAGUUUUUUCCUCUUCAAAUUGCCUUAUUUAAUUGUUUUUCACGACAUUUUUGCUGUCAAAUACACAGAAAUUC
Messenger RNA from Caenorhabditis elegans, 3093 nucleotides. RefSeq names its product Exportin-2 (gene xpo-2). Gene Ontology annotation, biological process: intracellular protein transport. Gene Ontology annotation, cellular component: nucleus; cytoplasm. The record is from RefSeq and is marked reviewed. The transcript has 5 exons. Gene Ontology annotation, molecular function: small GTPase binding. NCBI's taxonomy places the organism in Eukaryota, Metazoa, Nematoda, Chromadorea, Rhabditida, Rhabditidae. Bases 1 to 2817 code for a protein of 938 amino acids.